Molecule: messenger RNA, 1370 nt
Organism: Oncorhynchus masou masou (cherry salmon)
Lineage: Eukaryota; Metazoa; Chordata; Actinopteri; Salmoniformes; Salmonidae
Gene: crabp2a
Product: cellular retinoic acid binding protein 2, a
Exons: 4
Coding region: 345-773 (142 amino acids)
Biological process (GO): fatty acid transport
Cellular component (GO): cytosol; nucleus
Molecular function (GO): retinoic acid binding; fatty acid binding
Source: RefSeq, a predicted model, not a curated record
AGUGGGCAUGUUAUCAGCGGUCAAAGGAAGUGGCUAGUUUUCCAUUCCAUCCAUUCAUAGCGCAACCGCUCAUAACGUGCACUGACGCAUAGGCGAGAUAGGGAUCAGCGAGCGAGAGACAGAGAGAGGGUUGGAUUAGGGCAUUGACAGCCACCUCAGUCAAACAGUUGAGAGACACGGUCACAACCUGCUGAGAGGGCAAAACUAACGAGACCGGAAAGUCUAAAUCCAAUCCAGAUCACUGCUUAACCGGUUAGGAAGAGGGGACCACCGACCAUCUCGAGACCCCGCACUGAUUGAAAAGAGGGCAGAGUUGGAGAGUGAAACAAUCCGUUUAGAAAAAUAUGGAGCGCAAAAUCCCUGACUUCGCUGGUACCUGGAAGAUGAAGAGCUCGGAGAACUUCGAGGAGCUUCUCAAAGCGCUGGGUGUGAACGUGAUGCUGCGUAAGAUAGCGGUGGCAGCAGCUUCCAAGCCGUCGGUGGAGAUCACCCAGGAGGGAGAGACUCUGUCCAUACGAACCUUCACCUCCGUCAGAACCACCCACGUCACCUUCACCGUGGGAGAGUCCUUCAACGAGGCCACGGUCGACGGACGCCCCUGCACGAGUCUUCCAAAGUGGGAGACAGACAGUAAGAUCAGCUGUGAGCAGACUCUGCAGAAAGGGGAGGGGCCUAAGACCGCCUGGACCCGAGAGAUAACCAAUGACGGCGAGCUCAUCCUGACCAUGAGUGCAGACGAUGUGGUGUGCACCAGAGUCUACGUACGAGAGUGAAAGAGAAGACAACUCUUCAUCCUUCCAUCUCUCUCACCACUCACUCACUCCACAAACCCCCAGCCAGAAUGGGCAGGGCGAAAUCAGCUUGUAGAAUCUAGUUAAACUCCAGUAUAUCUGUCACAAAUCCAUGGGAUUGAACCCAGUCUAGUUGACCUAUAUCUAUUAAAGUCAGUCUUGCCAAUGUUCUGUCCACUUACUCAGUGAGGUCGUAAACCUGAAAUUGUGUCUUCUUCUGAGUCUUUGUACGUGCAAGGUUGUUGAUCCAUGUGUGUGUGUGUGUGUGUGUAUGUGUGUGUGUGUGUGUGUACGUGCUAGUCAGUGGAGUAGGUCUAAGUGUGUGUAUCAGUGUCUGACUAUAUGUGUAGUUGUGUAAACCGAUGUAUGAGCUCUUCCAGUUAUAAGGUCUGUUACUUUGUGUCCGUUCUCUCUCUCCUUCUCUCUUCCCUCUUAUCUCUAAGUCCAUAAAGUUGUAUAUUUAUUACACUAGAUCUGAUACCGUGUUGCUAUGGUUUUUACUUUGUCUCUUUUAUAUAAAAUCUGAUCAUAGGAAAUGAUGCUUCUAUGAGAAGACAAUAAAACACGAUGUUGACUCCA